Messenger RNA from Puccinia graminis f. sp. tritici CRL 75-36-700-3, 348 nucleotides. RefSeq lists its product as uncharacterized. The record is from RefSeq and is a predicted model, not a curated record. Lineage: Eukaryota; Fungi; Basidiomycota; Pucciniomycetes; Pucciniales; Pucciniaceae. The transcript is spliced from 2 exons. Bases 1 to 348 code for a protein of 115 amino acids.
AUGCGACUUCACCACUUCCACCCGGUAACGAUACUCGUGGUUUUCCAUUCGAUGGUCGCAGAAUAUUCGGCCAACUUGGAUGCUACGAUUGUGAUUUAUGCCAAGUGUCCGAAUAAGAACAAGCCGAUCGCGGCAGAUCAGGUGGUCAAAUGUACUUCCGGCCAGUUGACUUGCUCUGGUCAAGGAACUGGCAAACCAGGCGUAAUCAAGUGUAGCGAUAAGUCCGGAGUCCCGCAACUCCAAAGCAAUCCAGCCUGCCCGCUCCAACACCUCCCCGAGUGUGAAGUCGCAAUGCAGAAGGGAGGACAAUUGAGCAAGGCAAAACUUGAAUCCUGUCCCAAUCACUAG